Messenger RNA from Pipistrellus kuhlii (Kuhl's pipistrelle), 11040 nucleotides. It is a transcript of the gene BRCA2, whose product is annotated as BRCA2 DNA repair associated. The record is from RefSeq and is a predicted model, not a curated record. Gene Ontology annotation, biological process: regulation of DNA-templated transcription; double-strand break repair via homologous recombination. Bases 172 to 10290 code for a protein of 3372 amino acids. Lineage: Eukaryota; Metazoa; Chordata; Mammalia; Chiroptera; Vespertilionidae. Gene Ontology annotation, cellular component: nucleus. The transcript has 27 exons.
CGUGACGUCACUGGGAGGCGUGCGGAGCGCGGCUUUGGCGCCCUCGGUUGAAAGCCCGGCGGGACCAGCUGCGGGGAGGAGGGUCGUCGCCAGGAGAGUCUGCGGAGCCCGGGAGCGGCGUCUGUGGAGGCGAUUCGUUUUCCAAGUGUCGGAGUAAUAUCGUAGAGAAAAAUGCCUAUUGGGUGCAAAGAGAGACCAACUUUUUUUGAAAUUUUUGAGACGCAAUGCAGCCAAGCAGAUUUAGGACCAAUAAGCAUUAAUUGGUUUGAAGAACUUUCUUCAGAAGCUCCCCCAUAUAAUUCUGAAACUGCAGAAGAAUCUGAAUAUAAGUCCAGCAGUUAUGAACCAAACCUAUUUAAAACACCCCAAAGGAAACCUUAUCAUCACUUGGCUUCUACUCCAGUAAUAUUCAAAGAGCAAGGUCUAACUCUGCCACUGUAUCAGUCUCCUUUAAAAGAAUUAGAUACGGGCAGAUUAGAUUUAGGAAAGCAUAUUACCAAUAGUAAAUAUAAAAGUUGUUGCACAAUGAAGGCUAAAAUGGAUCAAGCAAAUGAUGUUAUCCCACCUCUAAAUUCUUGCCUUAGUGAAAGUCCUGGUGUUCUACAAUGUACACAUGUGACACCUCAAAGAGAAAAGUCAGUGCUAUGUGGAAGUUUAUUUCAUACACCAAAGCUUAUGAAGGGUCAGACACGGAAACAUAUUUCCGAAAGUCUAGGAGCUGAGGUAGACUCUGAUAUGUCUUGGUCAAGUUCUUUAGCCACACCACCAACCCUUAGUGCUACUGUACUCAUAGUCAGAGAUGAAGAAGCAUCUUCAGCUGUAUUUCCUAAUGAUACUACUGAUAUUUUGAAAAGCUAUUUUUCUGACCAUGAUGAAAGUUUGAAGAAAAAUGAUAGGUUUAUCCCUUCCGGGCCAAACAGUGAAAUAAAAAGUCAGAGAGAAGCUAAAAGUCAUGAAUUGGGGAAUCCAUUGGGAAAAGUAAGUAGCUGCAAAGACCAUUUUGGAAAUGUCCCAGAAGAUGAAGUACAUGAAAAGGUUGGAGAUAUUUCUGAAGAAGAUAGUUUUUCAUUAUGUGUUUCUAAAUAUAAAAAAAGAAAUCUACAAAAAAUAAAAACUAACAAGACUAGGAAAAAUAUUUUCAAUGAAACAAAAACUGAUGAAUGUGAAGAAUCUAAAAAACAAAUAAAAGAUAAUAAACAGUUGUUUUUAUCCAAAAUGGACCCAAAUGACAGUGUUCCAUUAGAUUCAAAAUUAAGGAGUCAGAAGCACUUGGGGAAUGGAUGUGACAGAAUCUCUGAGGAGGGUGUACAGUCUCCAAUCUUUGAAUGGUCUCAGCUAACUCUCUCAGAUAUAAAUGGAACCCAAAUAGGGAAAAUACUGCAUAAUUCUUCUUGUGACCAAAAUAAUUCUGAAAAAAAUCUCAUAGGCACAGAAAAAGAAUGUACCAACUUUAUUACUUUAGAAAGUUCUUUGCCACCUAUUUCAAGUGUACCAAAGACAGAGAAGAUAUUAAAAGAGGAAAUAAUCGUGAAUAAGAGAGAUAAAGGACAGUGUCUUGAAUUGCAUGAAGAUUCCACUCUUGAGUUAAAACACACAGUAGCUUCUCCUCUUCAGGGUAUCAAAAAGUCUCGAGUCAGGAUAAGAGAAUCACCUGAAGAGACACCAAGUGCAGUUUUCUCAAAUAACAUGACUGAUCCAAACUUUAAAAAAGAUCCAGAAGCCUCUGAAAGUAGACUGGAAAUAAGUACUAUUUUCUCCCAGAAAGAAAGUUCUUUAUGUACAAGUUCAAUUAAUAAUGGAAGCUGUCCAGUCACUAUCAAACAUACUUCUGUAGCUUUGAAGAAUACAGGUUUAAUAUCCACUUUGAGAAAGAAAACUAAAAAGUUUAUUUAUACUAUAAAUGAUGAAACAUCUUAUCAAGGACUAAAAAUGCAGAAAGAUCAAGAAUCAGGACUAAAUAACUAUUCUGCCCAAUUUGAAGAAAACUCUUUUGAAGCACCAUCUACAAUUAUAAAUGCUGAUUCAGGUUUAUUGCAUUCUUCUGUAGAAAAAAACUGCUUACAGAAUGAUUCUGAAGAACCAACUUUGUCUUUUACCAGCUCUUUUGGAAGAAUUCUGAGAAAAUGUUCUAAUAAUGAAAGCAGUUUUAAUAAAAUAUCUCAGGAUCUUGAUUAUAAAGAAGCAAAAAUUAAUAAAGAAAAGCUGCAGUCAUUUAUAACCACAGAAACUGAUUAUCUGUCAUGCUUACAGGAAAAAUAUUGUGAAGAAGAUCCAGAAUACCAAAUUUUAGACAUAAAAGAAAAGGUCUUACCUGUAGCGUUUCACCCUACAAUGCCAAAUUCAGAAAUUGAAAGUGGUAGUCGCUUUCAAUCCCAGGAAAGCAUUUUAUAUAACCUUGAUAACACCAACAUUUUAACUUCUGGCUCCAAGGUUCCUCCAUCAAACCCAGGUGUGAUUUCUAGAGGAAAAGAAUCAUAUAAAACAUCAGAGAAAGUAAAAUUUAAAAAUGAAGCUGGUUUUAAUUUAACCAAAAAUAUUCCCAUGGAUAAUCAAGAAAUAUGUGUUUUAAAUGAAAAUUCUAAAAAAGCUGAGCUGUUGUCACCUGAAAAAUACAUAAUAGCAUCACCUUCUCUGAAGUUACAAUUAAACCAAACUACUAAUCUCACAGUAACCCAAAAUGUCCAGGAAAAGACUACUUCAAUUUCAAAAAUAACUGUGAAUUCAAACUCUGAAGAACUUUUCCAAGAUAAUAAGAAGGAUUUUGUCUUUGCAGUAACGGAUGAAUGGAAUAUUCCUUUGUUAGAAAAUAAUGAGGAACUUAAAGAGGCAGAUGUCAGUUGUGUCAGAGAACCUAUUAUCAAGCACUCUAUCAUGGUAGUAGAUACUGGCACCAGUGACAAACAAGUAGCCAAAGUGUCAAUUACAAAAGAUUUUGAUUCAUCAAAUGUAGCCCAUGAUCUUACAGAGAACAGAAAAAAUGUAAUGCAGCAAAUGAUUCUUGGUGAAGAUUCAAAGUCAGACAUGACCUUCGAUAUAGAUAAGAAAUCAAACCAAAAUGAUUACAUGGACACGUUGCCAAAAUUUUCAGAUACCAUUUCAAAUCACAGUUUUGGACAGGGCUUCAGAACAGCUUCUAAUAAAGACAUAAAACCCUCUGAAUACAACAUUAAGAAAAGCAAAGUGUUCUUCAGAGAUAUUGAAGAACAUUUUACUACUACGUUAGCCUGUAUAGAAAUUGUAAGUAACUCAUUGUCAGAAAAUCAAAAGAAACUAAGCAAACCUCACUCACUUGAUGGCCAGUCAAGUGAUACUGCAUCUGGGUGUGAGCAGAGUAGUGCACUUGUGUCUGAUAGUGAAAAUAGUCACACAACUCCUCCAACUUUGUCUUUGAAGCAAGAUUUUAAUUCAAACCAUAACUUAACACCUAGCCAAAAGGCAGAAAUUACAGAACUUUCUACUAUAUUGGAAGAAUCAGGAAGUCAGUUUGAAUUUACGCAGUUUAGAAAACCAAGCUACAUAAUGCAGAAUAAUCCACUUGAAAUACCUGAAAACCAGAUGCCUGCUUUGCAUACCACUUCUGAGGAAUGGGAAGGCGUUGAUCCUCCUCUCAUGGAUAACAGGAGGAAGUUUGAAGAUAAGCAAAACUCUGCUUGCUCACUAAAAACAAGCUUUAACAAAAAUGUUGCUGGGUAUUUAACAGAUAAAAAUGAAGUGGAGUUUAAAGGCUUUUACUCUGCUCGUGGUGCAAAACUGAAUGUUUCUAGUGAAGCACUGCAAAGAGUGGUGAGGCUGUUCAGUGACAUUGAGAAUAUUAGUGAGGGAACUUCUGCAGAAGUAAAUCCAAUAAAUUUCUCUUCAAGUAAAUGUAAUGAUACUGUUUCAGUGUUUCAGAUGGAAGAUUGUAACAAUGAUAAAAUUUGUAAUGAAAAAAACAAAUACCAACCAAUACAACAAAGUAAUAUUGAGAUGGCUGCUGGCAUCUUUGUUGAGGAAAAUACUGAAGACCAGAAGAAAAAUACAGAAAGUGAAGAUAAUUCUAUUGGAGCCCAUAGAAAUAUUUAUAACUUAGGAAAAUCUGAUAGCAAUGAUUUAAAUAAAAAUGAUACAUUUUGUGUUUAUAAAGAUGAAAAUGGCUUGCCAUGUGUUAUUGAUCAGCACAACAGCACAAAAUCAUCUGGCCAGUUUAUGAAUGGAGGAAACACUCAAGUCAAAGAAGGUGUAUCAGAUUUAACUUGUUUGGAAGUUGUGAAAGCUGAAGAAAUAUGUCAUAUUCAUAAACAACAGUUAACUGCUAGUAAGAUGGGGCAAAACAUAAGAGAUUUUGACAUUUUUGAUGUAUCCUUUAAGACUGCAAGUGGGAAAAAUGUCAAAGUCUCUAAAGAUUCAUUAAAUAAAGCUAUGAAUUUCUUUCAUCAAAAAUGUGCAGAAGAAGAAUUGAAUAACUUUUCGGAUGCCUUGAAUUCUGAAUUACUUUCUGGAGUAAAAGUCAACAAAAUAGAUAUGUCAAGUUAUAAGGACACAGAUAUGGUUAAAGACAAAACAUUGAAAGAAAGUGAUUUGAUUGGUAUUGAAAAUCAAUUGCUGACUCUCCAAACAGAACCAGAAUGUGAAAUCGAAAAGGUCAAAGAACCUAUGUUGGGUUUUCAUACAGCUAGUGGGAAAAAGGUAAAAAUUGCAAAGGAAUGUCUGGAAAAAGUUAAAAAUAUUUUUUAUGAAAAAAAUCAGGAUAGUGAAACCACUGAUUAUAGUCAUAGAAGAGUAAAGGUGCCAAAGGAUAGAGAAGAAUAUAAAGUAGGGUUUCCAUUAGCAUGUGAGACUGGUGAAAUAACUGCUCCAAUGUAUGAAGAAACGCAUAAUUCUCUAAAGGAGAAAAAACUUGUGUCUAAUGAGUUUGCUAUGUUAUCCAGGCUCUUAAGUGACAAUUUAUACAGGCAAACUGGAAAUUUCAAAAUGUCAAAUAGUGUUGAUCUGAAAAUUGGAAACAGAGAAAAAGAAACAGCAAAAAGUCCUACAACUUGUUACAGAAGUCAAUUCACUUGUUCAGCCAUUAAAAAUUCUGUAGCUUUUUACACAGGACAUGGUAGAAAACUUUCUGUGAAUCAGGCUUCACUACUUGAAGAAGAAUUGGAUGAUCAACCAGAAAAAAUAAAUGCUGCCAAAGUUACAUGUUUAAAAAACAAUCCUGAGGAUUAUGUAGAAAAUCCUUCAUGUGGAAAUCACGCAAACAGUAUUAUAAUUGAAAAUGACAAAAAUCAUCUCUCUGAAAAACAAGAUCCAACUUAUUUAAGUGACAGUAGCAUGUCUAAUUGCAAUUCAGAUGACUCUGAUUUUUGUCAUUCCAAUGAGAUAUGUGAUAAAUUAAAAUCACUCUCUAAAAGUAAAAUGGAUAAUUUUGGUAUUGAGCCAAUAGUGAAGAAUGUUAAAGAAAAAAACCCCACUAGUUUUUCUGAAGUAAUAGCCACCAUAAGAGAAGCAAACACAUACCGGGGACAAACUGUAAAUGAAGAUACUUGUGUUCAGAAAUUUUUGACUAACUCUUCAUGUAAAAACACAGCCCUGGAAGAGGUCGUGUCUGAUUCAAAUAAUUUUGAGAUACAGCCUCCUGCAUCCAGUACAGCAAGUUGUGAAAUGGUCUUUGUUUCACAUGGAAUGAAAGUGAGAGAGAGAUUUGCAGACAACUGCACCAAGGUUAUUAGGAUAAACACAGAGAAUAAAUCAGGCACUGGCCAUAUGAAAACUUUGACAGAUUAUCCUGAGGUGGUGGAUGAUUCGGAUGAUUUUAUUUUUCUUAACUCUCUGGAUAGUGAAGAGCGUAGCAUGCAUUCAUAUAAGGUUUGUUCUGGCAUUCAAAGUGAACAAAUUUUACAACAUGGCCAAAGUAUGUCUAGAUCAGAGACAGUUUCUGAAAUGUUACCUUGUCAGAGUAAUUUGAAAGCUUCUGCUACUUGUAAAUUUAAUACAGUCUCUAAUGCUUUUGGGAUUUUUAGCACAGCAAGUGGGAAAUGUGUACAAGUGUCAGAUGCUGCCUUACAGAAAACCAGAUGCAUCUUUUCUAAGCUAGAAGAGAGUGCUGAGCACCUCUUUUCCAAAGUAUCAUUUGAACCUAAUAAAGAAAAUUCAGAUAGGCUCACAAGUGAAGAAAAUACUAUGAUACAUAUCCCCCCAAAUUUGCCAUCACCUGCUUUCUCUGGAUUUAGGACAGCAAGUGGAAAACAGGUUCCAGUUUCAGAGAGUUCCUUAAACAAAGUUAAGGGGAUGUUGGAGGACUUUGAUUCACUCAGAACUGAAUAUGGUCUUCAGAAUUCACCUACAUCUGGACAAGAUGUGUCAAAAGUACUUCCUCUCUCCUGUAUUGAUAAGAAAACUCUAAGACAUUCUGCAAACUGCAAAAUGGAAGAGGCCUGCAAUAAAGAAUUUAAAUUAUCAAAUAACUAUAACAUUAGAAGUGAUUUUUCAGAAAAUACUCACUCUCUUGAAACUUCUCCAUGUCUCUCUCAGUUUAAGCAGGAUGAACAACCAUUGGUAUUAGGGAACAAAGUAUCACUUGUUGGGAGCAGUCAUAUUUUGGGACAAGAUCAAGCUUCACCUAAAAAUAUAAAAAUGGAAAUUGUGAAACCUGAAACUUAUCCUAAUCUUCCCAUGACAACAAAUACAGAAAUUUGUUCUACUUAUUCCCAAGAUCAAGGAAACUAUUUUGAAACAGAAGCAGUGGAGAUUGCCAAAGCUUUUAUGGAAGAUGGUGAUCUGACAGAUUCUGAACUGCUAAAUCAUCCCAAACACUUACUUCUCUCCUGCCAAAACAAGGAAAUGGCUUUGUUAAAUUCAGGAAUUGGGAAAAGAAGAGGAAAUGUACUUUUGAGUGGGGAGCCUCCAGCCAAAAGGAGCUUGCUAAGUGAAUUUGACGGGAAAACGGAAAAUCAGGAAAAACCCUUAAAGGCUUCCAGAAGCACUCCCGAUGGCACAAUAAAAGAUAGAAGAUUGUUUAUGCAUCACAUUUCUUUAGAGCCAGUUACUUGUGGACCCUUAUGCACAACUAAGAAAAGGCAAAAAAUACAGACUCCAAGUUUUACUGAACCUGGUCAAGAAUUUCUGUCCAAAUCUCAUUUUUAUGAACAGCCAACUUUGGAAAAAUCUUCAAGCGAUUCAUCAAUUUUGGAACAGCCAUUUUAUAAGGUUCCUGCUACACAAAAUAAAAAAAGGAGAUACUCAAUUACUACAGGCAAACCAAUGAAAGUUUUUGUCCCACCUUUUAAAACUAAAUCACAUUUUCACAGAGAUAAUCAGUGUCUUGGCAGCAAUAAUGAUUUGGAAGAAAACAAACAAAAACAAAACAUAGGUGAACAUGGCUCUGGUGGUAGUAAAAAUAAUGUUAAUGACAGUAAAGUUCAUCAGCCCAACAAAGAUAACUCCAAUCAAGUAGCAACUGUAAUCUCCACAAAGUGUGAAGAAGAACCUUUAGAUUUCAAUACAAAUCUUCAGAAUGCCAGAGAUAUACAGGAUAUGCGUAUUAAAAAGAAAUAUAGCCAACAAAUUUUUCCACAGCCAGGAAGUCUAUAUCUUGCAAAAACAUCCACUGUGCCUAGAAUCUCUCUGAAAGUGGCAGUAGAAGGCAAAGUUCCCUCUGCAUGUUCCCAUAAACAGCUGUAUAUGUAUGGCAUCUCUAAACAUUGCCUAACUAUUAACAGCAAAAAUGCAGAGUCUUUUCAGUUUCACACUCAGGAUUAUUUUGGUAAGGAAGGCUCCUGGGCUGGAAAGGGAGCACAGCUGGCUGAUGGUGGAUGGCUUGUACCCUCCAAUGAUGGGAAGGCUGGAAAAGAAGAAUUUUAUAGGGCUCUGUGUGACACCCCAGGUGUGGAUCCAAAGCUUAUUUCUAGAGGUUGGGUCUAUAAUCACUAUAGAUGGAUUAUAUGGAAACUGGCAGCUAUGGAAUUUGCCUUUCCUAAGGAAUUUGCUAAUAGAUGCCUAAGCCCAGAAAUGGUGCUUCUUCAACUAAAAUACAGAUAUGAUAUGGAAAUUGAUAGAAGUCAAAGAUCCGCUAUAAAAAAGAUAACAGAAAGGGAUGAUACAGCUGCAAAAACACUUGUUCUCUGUGUUUCUGAAAUACUUUCACCAAGCACAAGUCUAACUGAAACUUCUAACAGCAAAACUGGUGGUGUGGAUACCAGCAAAACAGCUAUUGUGGAACUGACUGAUGGAUGGUAUGCUGCGAAGGCCCAGCUGGACCCUCCCCUCUCAGCUCUAGUGCAGAAAGGUAGACUGGCUGUCGGUCAGAAGAUCAUCACUCACGGAGCAGAACUGGUGGGCUCUCCUGAUGCCUGUCCGCCUCUUGAAGCCCCAGAAUCUCUUAUGCUAAAGAUUUCUGCAAACAGUACCCGGCCUGCUUGCUGGUAUGCCAAGCUUGGAUUCUCUCCAGACCCUAGACCUUUUCCUCUCCCCUUGUCAUCACUUUUCAGUGAUGGAGGAAAUGUUGGCUGUGUUGAUGUAGUUAUUCAAAGAGCAUAUCCUAUGCAGUGGAUGGAGAAGACGUCGUCUGGAUUAUACAUAUUUCGCAAUGAAAGAGAAGAGGAAAAGGAAGCAGCAAAAUAUGCAGAGGCUCAACAAAGGCAACUAGAAGCCUUAUUCACUAAAAUUCAAACAGAAUUUGAAGAGCAUGAAGAAAAUAUAACAAAACAAUGUACACCAUCACGUGCACUAACCAGGCAACAAGUCUGUGCUCUGCAGGAUGGAGCAGAGCUCUAUGAAGCAGUAAAAACUGUGCCAGACCCCAGUUACCUUGAGGGUUAUAUUAGUGAUGAGCAGUUAAGAGCCUUGAAUAAUCACAGACAGAUGUUGAAUGAUAAGAAGCAAGCACAGAUCCAAUUGGAAUUCCGGAAGGCUGUGGAAUCUGCUGAGAAAGGGGAGCAAAUGUUAUCAAGGGACGUUACAACUGUGUGGAAGCUGCGUAUCAUAAGCUAUGCGAAAAAAGAAAAAGAUUCUGUUAUAUUAAGUAUCUGGCGUCCAUCAUCAGAUUUAUAUUCCCUGCUAACAGAGGGAAAGAGAUAUAGAAUCUAUCAUCUUGCAACAUCAAAAUCUAAAACUAAAUCUGGAAGAGCUAAUAUACAGUUAACAGCAACCAAAAACACUCAAUUUCAGGAAAUACCAGCUUCAGAUGAAAUCCUGUUCAAAGUUUAUCAGCCGAGGCAUCCACUUCCCUUCAGCCAAUUACUAAAUCCAGACUUCCAGCCACAUUGUUCUGAGGUGGACUUAAUAGGAUUGGUAGUUUCUGUUGUGAAAAAAAUAGGUCUUGCUCCUUUGGUCUACUUGUCUGAUGAAUGCUAUAACUUACUGGCAAUCAAGUUUUGGAUAGAUCUUAAUGAAGACCUAAUUAAACCUCACAUGUUAAUUGCUGCGAGCAAUCUCCAGUGGCGACCAGAAUCCAAAUCAGGAAUUCCUACUUUAUUUGCUGGAGAUUUUUCCAUGUUUUCUGCCAAUCCAAAGGAGAGCCAUUUUCAAGAGACAUUCCACAAAAUGAAAAAUACUAUUGAGAAUAUUGAUAGAUUUUGCAGCGAUGCAGAAAACAAGCUUAUGCAUAUGCUUAAUGCAAAUGAUCCCAAGUGUUCCACCCCAAUCAAAGACUAUACUUCAGAACCACACAAUGUUCAGACAGUCCUUGGUAGAGGAAAUACGUUUCUGACGUCUUCUCCCAAUAGUGAGAUGAACUAUCAAAGUUCUUUAUCACUUUGUAAGCUAAAAGAGAAGUCUGUUCCCACACCUGUAUCAGCCCAAAUGACUUCAAAGUCUUGUAAAGGGGAGAAAGAGGUUGAUGACCAAAAAAACUGCAAAAGAAGACGAGCCUUGGACUUCUUGAGCAGACUGCCUUUACCUCCACCUGUUAGUCCCAUUUGUACAUUUGUUUCUCCAGCUGCACAGAAGGCAUUUCAGCCACCACGAAGUUGUGGCACCAAGUAUGAAACACCUAUAAAGAAAAAGGAAUUGAGUUCUCCUCAGUUAGCUCCACUUAAAAACUUUCAUGACAUUUCUGUUGUAGAAGGCGAUUCGAUAGCUGACGAAGAACUUGCAUUGAUCAAUACCCAGGCCCUUUUGUCUUGUUCAGCAGGAAAAAAACAACUCGUAUCAAUGGGUGAGUCCACUAGGACUGCUCCCACCCCUAUGGUCACAAAGCAGAAUUCCCACGUCAGUACUGGAGGAACAGGAGACUCUGUUCAGGACACAAGUACAAUACAAGAUACAUCUAAGAGACUGCAAAGGCAACAGAACCGAAAACAACAAAAAUUAGUUACUGACGCUUAACCUUUUCAGUUUGUAACAACAUGCAGUUUCAAAGCACACACCCAUAUCUGCAAAAUGAGAAAUGGUUCCAAAUCUACCUCAGUACUCAUGUAUCACAGGAAUGCUCUUUGCCUGCUUCUAUAUUGGUAUACUUUUAUUUCAGUUCUAAACCUUAAAACUGUUUGUUUAUUAACCAAGGAAAAAUCUUUAUGAUGGGAUUUGCUCACUACAAGUAUUUUACAAAUGAACUAUGAACUCUUUUUGUUUAGAUUGUGUCCUUAAUUAAAUGAAACUAGGUUUCUCAGCAGAGUUAUUUUGACUCACAUAAUUCCUACUUUAGUUUCUUUUUGUGUAUGUGUUUUUAGAGGUAACCUACUAUGAACCACUUUUCCUUAAUGCACAUGUUAGUUGUACUGUAGUUCUGUCCUGAUCAAAAAUUGGACUAAGAUAUGACUGGUGCUUGCUUUUGAUCAAAGUGUUUAUUCUUAAGUGUGUAACUACAAGAAAAAUAGAACCCUUAGUAUAAUUAAUUCCUUUAUAUGAUCCCAAUGUAAUCUCUGAAAUUAUUUCAAUUAAAAAUUCAAGUAUUCUAAUUCAGAAGUAGAUUUCAUAGUGUUAAUUUUGUCUUUUAAAGCAAUCCUGAUUCUACCUGCCUCACAGGAAGUGCUAAUGUUCCCUUUACGCCUUGUUCUCUCAGCACACCCGUCUGGGCAAAGGUAACAGUUCAAGAUGAUAUUCUCAUUUUUACUUUCUUGUGUUUAAUAGAAAAGA